Molecule: messenger RNA, 4914 nt
Organism: Plasmodium gallinaceum
Lineage: Eukaryota; Apicomplexa; Aconoidasida; Haemosporida; Plasmodiidae
Product: structural maintenance of chromosome protein, putative
Exons: 1
Coding region: 1-4914 (1637 amino acids)
Biological process (GO): sister chromatid cohesion; double-strand break repair
Cellular component (GO): chromosome; cohesin complex; nucleus
Molecular function (GO): protein binding; ATP binding; DNA binding
Source: RefSeq, a predicted model, not a curated record
AUGUCAAAAAAUGAUAAAAAAAAAUUGAAUGAUUCAUCUUACAGUGGAGAUGAAGAUCGUUAUGAAAGUAGUUUAGGUAUAACAGAAAAUGAAAACAUUACUUCAAGUAAUAUAUUAGUGAAUUCAAUGAAAAUUGUUGAUAAUGAUUUUAAUAAAUUUAUAAAUAACGAAGAUUUAAAUUUUUCAGUAGAUUCUUCUUUUGAUUAUUCCAAUAGUAAUGCAACUAAUUUGAAGAAUAAAAAAGAUGAAGUAUCCCUUGUCGAAUUGAAUGAUAAGAAAAAAGAAAAAUACUCAGUUUUGAAAGAAAAAAAUAAAAAUGAUAAUUUGAAUUUAACAAAUUAUGAGCUUAAUAAAAAUAAUAAAUUAACAAAAAUAGCCACAUUAAUUGAUAAUAAUGGCAAUGAAAAAAAUAAAAUUCUUAAUAAAAAUAAGAAUCUUUACAAUAUAGAUAAUGAUCAAAUAAAAGACAAAGGUAAAAAUAAAAAUGAGUUAAAUAUAGAUAUUAAUAUAGAAAAUGAAGAAAUGAAUACUUUUGAAAAAGAGAAAAAUAUAUACGAACAUAGCCCAUUUUGCCAAGAAGGAUAUGCAAAUAGUAAUAAUCUUAAUAAUAACAAUAGUAUUAUUAAUAACAAUAUGAAUAAAGACCCCAUAUACUUAAAUGGAAAUAAUAGUGGUUCGAAUAUUGGUUUUUCUAAUCAUUUAGUUCAAAAAAAUAAAAAUUAUGAUAGAGUCAUUAAUUCGAAAGUUAAUGAUUUAUCUAUUUCUAAUGACUACUUAAAUAGUAGUUUAAUGUCAAGUAUGUUAUAUAAAGAAAAUGAAUUAUGUUUUAUUAAAUAUUUAAUAGUUUGCAAUUUUAAAAGUUAUGAAAAUGAAAACAUUAUAGGUCCUUUCUCAAAAUUUACUGCUAUAAUAGGACCCAAUGGUUCAGGAAAAUCAAACAUAAUGGAUUGUAUAUGCUUUGUUUUAGGUAUAAAUAAUAAAUAUUUAAGAAUAAAAAAUUUAAAAAACUUAAUAUAUCAUAAAGAAAAUGAGAAAAUAGAUAAUUUAAAUAAAAGAGAAUGCUAUGUAAAACUUAUUUUAGAAUGUAAUAAAGAAAAUGUUGAAAUUAAAAGAACUCUAAAUUAUAAAGGAGUAAACAAUUUUUAUAUUAAUGAUAAAUUGGUAGAUCAUAAAGAAUAUAUGAAUUUUUUAAGGAAAAAUAGAAUUGAAACCAAAACAAAAACAUGUCUAAUUUUUCAAGGAGAUAUAGAAGAAAUUAUUAAUAAAAAACCAACAGAAUUAUCUAAAUUAUUUGAGUACAUUAGCGGGUCAGAUGAAUAUGAACAAAUUUAUGAAGAUAUCAAAGAUAAAUUAAAAGAAAAACAAAUAAUAUGUAAGAAUUAUUUAAAUGAAAAAAAAAAAAUAGAACAAGAAUUGAAAAUUCAUAAAAUUCAAAUGAAUGAAAAUGUAGAACAUAAUCAACUUAAGGAUGAUUACGAAAAUGAUAUAAAAAUAUUGUACUUAUUUCGUUUAUAUCAUUAUUUAAAAAAAAAAGAAAAAUUUAAAGAAGAUUUAUUAAAUUUUAAAGAAGAGAAAAUGGAAUUUGAGCAAGAUAUUUUAAGUAAAAAUAAAAAAAUUGCUAAUGAUUUAGAAAAAAAUAAAUUAAUUAAAAAAAAAGAGUUUUUAAAAUUAGAAGAUCAAAUAAAAAAUCAAAAAAAUCAAUUAAAUGAUCUCAAAAUACAUUUAAACGAAAUAAACGAAAAGAGAAAAUUUUGUGAGAAUUCAUUAAAUAAAGUACAAGCCAAUGAAAAAAUUAAAAAAAAUAUGGAAAAUCAUUGUUCUAAUUUUAUUAAUAAUUUAAAUCAUCAAAUAAAAGAACAAAAUAAAAAAUUAGAAGAUGAAUAUAGAAAUAAAUUAAAAAUUAACUUAAAAUUUUUCAAUAAAUAUGAUAACAUUAAAAAAUUUUUUAAACAAAAUUAUCCAAAUACAUACGAAUUACUUAAAGACGAAAAAUAUAUAAACAAAAUUAAUGUGAAUAAUUAUAAUGAUGAAGAGCAAUUUAAAAAUUAUAAUGUUAUUCAAUUAAUAGAAAACCUAGAUGACUAUAAAAAAUGCAAAGAAAAAUAUUUAUAUUUAUGUGCUAACAGUAAUAUAAAUAUAAAUAAUUAUUCCAAUUUAGCUUUUUCUUUAAAAAAAGACAUAAAAGAAUUACAAGAAGAAUGUGAUAAUUUCAGUAGGAAAAAGCAAAAAGAAAUUUUAGAACAUGAAUCGGAGAAAUUAUCUCUUGAUGAAUUGAAUGAUCGAAUAAAAAAAUUAAAUUAUUUAAUAGAUCAAGAUAAGAAAUGUAUUGAAAGUGAUAAAAAUAAAUUAAGGGAGUUAAAUAUGAGUAUAUCUAAUAAUGAAAAACAAAUAGAACAUUUAGAUGAAGAAAUUAAUGUAUUAAAUAUCCAUAAAAAUGAAUUAAUUUUUUUUGAAAAAAGAAAAGAAGUUAUAAAAAGUUUAAAGAAUAUGUAUGGUGAUGAUGAAAUAUAUGAUGAAGUUUCAAAUUUGUAUGAAGUUAGUAAUCAAUUGUAUUAUACUGCUGUAAAUAACGUUAUUCAUAAGUAUAAUAAUUUUUUAGUAGUUAAAAAUAUAGAAACAUGUAUAAAAUGCAUUAAAUAUUUAAAAGAUAACAAAUUACAUAAAAUGGAUUUCAUUCCAUUUGAAAAUUUUGUAUCUAAUUUGAAAAAAAAAAAAGAAAAAAAAAAUAUGAGCGAUAGUAUGAUGGAUGAUUCCAGUAUGUAUGUUAAUAGUGAAAAAUCCUCUUAUAAUAUAAUAGAUAAAGUUAUAAAUACGUUUAAAAAAAAAAAUAUUAUUUUAGCAAAUAACUGUUUAGUAUGUAAUGAAAAUUAUAAAAUUCUAUUUGAUUAUUUAAUUGGUACAAAUACACUGAUUGUAGAAUCUAUAAAAGAUGCAGAAGAUAUCAAAGAUAAGUUUCCUCAAUUAAAUAUAAAUGUAGUUACAUUAAAAGGGCAUAUUGUUUCUAAACACAAUAACUUAAUUAUUGAUAUUUCGUCAAGAUAUGCAGAUAAAGAAAAAUAUAAUAACAGAAGAUUAAAUAUAAAUCUAUAUAAUAAAUUAGUAAACGAAAAGGAUAUGUGCAGAAAUAAUAUUAAUGAAUGUAAUAAAAAAAUCAUUGAAAUAAAUGAAUCAUUAAGUAAAAAAAAUAGUGAAUUAGAAUUAAAUAAAAAAAAAAUAUCUAGUAUUUUAAUUAAAAAAGAUAUAUUUGAAAAAGAAAUUGAAGCAAAAACAAUGGUUAUUAAUACAUACGAAGAAAAGAUUUCUAAAUUAAAAAAUAUCGAUAUUAAAAAUAAAAUGAAUACUUUAAAUAAUUAUGAAAAUGAACUAUUAAAAGAAAGAAAUAGCUUAUCUUCCUUCCAAAAGGAUUCUUUUGAAAUUUUAAAUAAUAAAUUCAAAGUAGAAAAUAUUUAUGAGGCUAUUGAAAAUAAUGGAAAAGAAAUUGAAAAAAUUAAUGAAAAUAUAGACAGAAUUAAAAAUAAUAUAAAAAAAUUGAAUGAUGAUAUUAAUGAGUUAUUAGAUAAAAAGAAUGAAAUUAAUUUAUUCCAUAAAAAAGAUAAAGUUUUGAAAGAGGAAGAUAUUAAAAAAGAAUUGGAUGAUUUAAAAGAAGAAGAAAAUGACUUUAAUAAUAAAAUAAAUGAAAUUAAUGUUGUUAUAAAUAAUUUAGAAAAUCACAAGUUAACACUUCUUAAAGAUUUAAAUCAAAUAAAUCAGGAAUUAAAUGAUUUAAGAGAAGAUAUAAAUAAUAAUUUCGAAAAGUAUGAAACUAUUGAAAAUAAAAUUGAAAAUUCUCAAAAAAAAAUUGAAAUUUAUAAGAAUUUUAUAAAAGACUUAAUAAAUGAGUGCGAUAUAAAUAGUAUAAAUAUAUUUAUGACUAAUAACAUAUUAAAGGAUAUUGAUGACGAACAUGAUGAUUGUCAUGAAAAUAAUAAUAAAAAAAAACGAAAAAAAAAGAAAAAACAUAUUAAACAAAAUAAUAAAUAUGAAAAGAGAAAAAGUAAAUUAUUAGAAGAAAGUGAAAAUGAAGAAAAUAAUACUUCUUCCACAAGUAAUGACACUACAGAAGAUACAGAAAAUGAGGAGGAAGAUGAUGAUAUUUUUUUAUCAAAUGUAUCAUUUGAUAUUUUAUCUGAAGAAUUAAAAAAUCUAGAAAAUGAAAAAGAUAUAAACAAUGAAAAAGAAAAACUGGAGAAAGAAAUAGAAAAAAAAAAAAAGUUUUUAAAAUUAAGAAAUGUGAAUAGCAAUGCAGAAAAGGAAUAUGAACAAUUAGCAGAAAAAUUAAAAGUAGUAGAUGCAUCAUUAUCACAAGAGAGAAAAGAAUGCAAUUUGUUUGAACGAAAUUUUCGCAUAUUACAAAAAAAAAGGUCUUAUAAAUUUUUACAUUGUUUUAAUUAUAUAAAAAACAUUAUAGAUAAUGUAUAUAAUAAUUUAACAUAUAAUGUAAAACAUCAUGUUGGAGGUCAAGCAUUUUUAGAUUUAUGUAAUUACAAUGAAUUUAAUAAAGAUGAUGAGCCAUUUUAUUGUGGUAUUAAAUAUAACAAUAUGCCACCAAUGAAAAGAUAUUUUGAAAUAUCUGAAUUAAGUGGAGGUGAAAAAAGUAUAAGUGCAUUAGCAUUAAUAUUCUCCAUUCAAAAAUAUAUAAAUAACUCUUUUAUCAUUCUUGAUGAAGUUGAUGCUAAUAUGGAUCCCCUGAAAAUUAGUUCUCUUACAAGAUAUUUAAAUUCUAUUAAUAGCCAAGUUAUUGUAAUAUCUCUGAAGGAAAAAUUUUUUAGUAAAAGUCAAACAUUAAUUGGUGUAUAUAAAAAUAAACAUAAAAAAUGUUCUAAGACCGUUACUUUAGAUAUAAGCAAAUAUCGUCAAGAUGUAAUAAAUAAUUAA